Messenger RNA from Asparagus officinalis (garden asparagus), 3530 nucleotides. Its product is annotated as probable cellulose synthase A catalytic subunit 1 [UDP-forming]. The record is from RefSeq and is a predicted model, not a curated record. Gene Ontology annotation, cellular component: trans-Golgi network; plasma membrane. NCBI's taxonomy places the organism in Eukaryota, Viridiplantae, Streptophyta, Magnoliopsida, Asparagales, Asparagaceae. Gene Ontology annotation, biological process: plant-type primary cell wall biogenesis; cellulose biosynthetic process. The transcript is spliced from 14 exons. Gene Ontology annotation, molecular function: cellulose synthase (UDP-forming) activity.
AUGGCGGCGAAUGCCGGAAUGGUGGCGGGCUCUCACAAGAGGAACGAGUUCGUCAUGAUUCGGCACGAAGAAGAAUCUGGGCCCAAGCCCAUGAAAAACGUUGCUGGCCAAGUGUGCCAGAUCUGUGGAGAUACUGUAGGGCUCACAGUGACAGGAGAAGUUUUUGUUGCUUGCAAUGAGUGUGCUUUCCCAGUUUGCCGCCCUUGCUAUGAGUAUGAGAGGAAGGAUGGAAAUCAAUGUUGCCCUCAAUGCAAGACUAGGUACAAAAGACAGAAAGGUAGUCCUCGAGUUGAGGGAGAUGAUGAAGAGGAUGGAGUCGAUGAUCUGGAAAAUGAGUUCAAUUACACUCAAGGAAAUUGCAGGGCACUACGUACAUGGCAACAAGGCCACGAAGAAGACAUUGAUUUGUCUUCAUCAUCCAGACACGAGUCACAACACCGUAUUCCAUGCUUGACCAGUGGGCAGCAGAUUUCUGGUGAAAUACCAGAUGCCUCACCUGAUCGUCAGUCCAUCAGAUCAUCAGGCCCCUUAGGAUAUGGAGACAAACGUGCUCCUUCAGUUUCUAGUGUUGAUCCUAGCUUGCCAGUUCCUGUAAGAAUUGUAGACCCUUCAAAGGACUUGAAUUCAUAUGGUCUGGGAAGUGUUGACUGGAAGGAAAGAGUUGAAGGUUGGAAGCUCAAACAGGAUAAGAAUAUAGUGCAGAUGGCCAACAAAUACCCUGAUGGAAAGGGAGACAUUGAAGGAACUGGUUCAAAUGGUGAUGAUUUGCAAAUGGCUGAUGAUGCUCGCUUACCUAUGAGCCGUACAGUUUCUAUUCCUUCCAAUCAAUUGAACCUAUAUCGUGUGGUGAUCAUACUACGGCUUAUUAUAUUGUGCUUCUUCUUCCAGUACCGUAUUACCCAUCCUGUUCGAGAUGCAUACCCAUUGUGGUUAACAUCUGUUAUAUGUGAGGUUUGGUUUGCUUUGUCAUGGCUUUUAGAUCAAUUUCCAAAGUGGUGUCCGGUAAACCGGGAAACAUAUCUUGAAAGGCUUGCAAUGAGAUAUGACAGGGACGGCGAGCCUUCACAGUUAGCUCCUAUUGAUAUUUUUGUUAGUACUGUGGAUCCUCUGAAAGAACCUCCUCUUAUUACAGCCAACACUGUGUUGUCAAUUCUUGCUGUGGACUACCCUGUUGACAAAGUUUCAUGCUAUGUUUCUGAUGACGGGUCAGCAAUGUUGACGUUUGAAGCACUCUCGGAGACUUCAGAAUUUGCUAGGAAGUGGGUUCCCUUCUGCAAGAAGCACAACAUUGAACCUAGGGCUCCGGAGUUUUACUUUUCUCAAAAGAUCGACUACUUGAAGGACAAAAUCCAACCUUCUUUUGUUAAAGAGCGCCGGGCAAUGAAAAGGGAGUAUGAAGAGUUCAAAGUACGAAUAAAUGCUCUUGUUGCCAAGGCACAGAAAACCCCAGAAGAAGGCUGGACAAUGCAAGAUGGGACUCCUUGGCCUGGAAAUAAUUCAAGAGAUCACCCUGGCAUGAUUCAGGUCUUUUUGGGGCAAAGUGGAGGCCUUGACACAGAUGGUAAUGAGUUGCCUCGCCUUGUAUAUGUUUCCCGUGAAAAGAGGCCAGGCUUCCAACAUCACAAAAAAGCUGGUGCAAUGAAUGCUUUGAUUCGUGUAUCUGCUGUUUUAACCAAUGGCGCCUAUCUUCUAAAUGUGGAUUGUGAUCACUACUUCAAUAACAGCAAAGCUCUUCGGGAAGCAAUGUGUUUCAUGAUGGAUCCUGCUUAUGGAAAGAAGACAUGUUAUGUACAGUUCCCUCAACGUUUUGAUGGCAUUGACUUGCAUGAUCGAUAUGCCAAUCGUAACAUCGUCUUUUUUGAUAUAAACUUGAAAGGCUUAGAUGGCAUCCAGGGCCCUGUCUAUGUGGGGACUGGGUGCUGUUUCAAUAGGCAGGCUUUAUAUGGUUAUGAUCCAGUCCUGUCGGAGGCAGACUUGGAGCCUAACAUAGUUGUGAAGAUUCUGCUGUGGCCUCAUAGGAAGAGGCGAAGAGGAGCAAAGAUUACAUGAUAAAAGCGAGCUGCCAAGAGGACUGAAUCGACAAUUCCUAUUUUCAACAUGGAGGACAUUGCAGAGGGUAUUGAUGGUUAUGAAGAUGAGAGAUUACAUCUAAUGUCUCAAAAGAGAUUAGAGAAACGUUUUGGACAGUCACCAAUUUUCAUUGCUUCCACCUUCAUGGAGCAAGGAGGCAUACCACCAUCUACCAAUCCAGCUUCACUGUUAAAAGAAGCUAUCCAUGUUAUUAGCUGCGGCUAUGAGGAUAAAUCUGAAUGGGGCAAAGAGAUUGGCUGGAUCUAUGGAUCUGUUACCGAGGAUAUUUUGACUGGGUUUAAAAUGCAUGCUCGAGGAUGGAUAUCGAUUUAUUGCAUGCCUCCUCGCCCUGCAUUCAAGGGUUCAGCUCCAAUUAAUCUUUCAGAUCGUCUAAAUCAAGUGUUGCGAUGGGCCUUGGGAUCAAUAGAGAUUCUGCUCAGCAGACAUUGCCCCAUUUGGUAUGGCUACAGUGGCAGGCUGAAGCUUCUGGAGAGGCUAGCAUACAUCAACACCAUUGUAUAUCCACUCACAUCCAUCCCUCUGAUUGCUUACUGUGUGCUUCCAGCUAUCUGCCUCCUCACCGGAAAAUUUAUUAUACCAGAGAUAAGCAACUACGCUGGCAUAUGGUUCAUAAUGCUUUUCAUCUCCAUCUUUGCCACUGGAAUCUUGGAGCUCCAGUGGAGCGGUGUAGGCAUCGAAGACUGGUGGAGGAAUGAACAGUUCUGGGUGAUCGGAGGCACAUCAGCCCAUCUAUUCGCUGUGUUCCAAGGACUCUUAAAAGUCCUUGCUGGAAUAGAUACCAACUUCACUGUCACAUCCAAAUCCUCAGACGAAGACGGAGAUUUCGCAGAGCUCUACGUGUUCAAAUGGACCACCCUCUUGAUACCACCAACUACCGUUCUCGUUGUCAACAUUGUAGGAAUUGUUGCAGGGGUUUCUUAUGCAAUUAACAGUGGUUAUCAAUCUUGGGGUCCGCUAUUUGGAAAGCUCUUCUUCUCAAUUUGGGUCAUUGUACAUCUUUAUCCAUUUCUUAAGGGUUUGCUCGGGCGGCAGAAUAGGACGCCGACGAUUGUUAUUGUGUGGUCGAUACUUCUCGCAUCGAUAUUCUCGCUUUUGUGGGUUCGGAUCGAUCCUUUUACUUCUCCUGCCCAGAAAGCUGCAGCAGCUGGACAAUGUGGAAUCAAUUGCUAAGCAAAUGUGAAUUAGAAUGUGCUGCUAUUUAAUCAUUUGUUUGAUGUUGUGCAGCUUUAAGAAUAAACAUUUUGUCGGAGGUAUAUGAUGUAAAUUAUGUAAGAGGCGAUUACAUGAUAUAUGCAGAUUAUGCAGUGAUUUGCUGUCUGAUAUGUGUUAGCUGUGACGUAUGCUGUUGAAAUCAGAAUGUAUACAAAUGAUUGGGCUUCGGAUGUUGAUUUAUGUACAAAUAACUCGCUAAAAUAAGCACCAUCGUUCUGUUCUGAUUA